UCACUACUGAUAUGGAGAAGCAAUUUUGUCCUACCUGCGGCAACGCCACCUUGAUUCGCACCUCCACUAGCACUGACGCUAAUGGAAAUGUGACAUAUUAUCUGAAGAAGAAUUUUCAAUAUAAUCUACGUGGGACAAAGUACUCGAUACCUGAACCAAAAGGUGGUCGUCAUGCCAAUAAUUUAAUUCUUCGCGAAGAUCAGAAAGAAUACCAAAGGGCAUUGAAACAUCAACGCAAGCAAAAAGAGGUGGACAUCUUUGAUCCAGAUUAUAUUCCUAAGCUAAUGAUUGGCUCAAUUCCCUCUGUAGCCGCUGGACCUCCGAUAAUAGGAUAUGGGCGUAGAAAUCCCAAUGAGGCUAGGAGAGGAAAAAAGAAGGGAAGGAAACAGAGAUGA
This is a messenger RNA of Acaulospora colombiana, 395 nucleotides long. NCBI's taxonomy places the organism in Eukaryota, Fungi, Glomeromycota, Glomeromycetes, Diversisporales, Acaulosporaceae. The record is from the annotation of a GenBank genome assembly.